Messenger RNA from Lathyrus sativus (Indian pea), 648 nucleotides. The record is from the annotation of a GenBank genome assembly. Lineage: Eukaryota; Viridiplantae; Streptophyta; Magnoliopsida; Fabales; Fabaceae.
AUGAAGUUUGUUUUUUCAUUUCUAUUCUUUCUUUUCGCUUUCAUCACCAAUCUUUCACAAACUUUCUCAUAUGAUGAUGGUGUACCAAUAAUUGACACAGGUUUGGUUGCCGUUCACCCAUAUAGUCGUUACUUCAUUGUCCCGUCAUUUUUCGGCAUCCGUAGUGGCAGACUAAAACUAGUAAAAACUGGUGAUUCAAACUGUCCAGUUACUGUCCUAGAAGAAGAUUUCACUAGUGAUAGAGGUACAUCGGUGAAAUUCAGCAUAAUAGGAACAAGCUAUGAUAUCUUGACAGGUACACCAAUUGAGAUAGAGUUCACAAAGAAGCCAGAUUGUGUUGAAUCAUCAAAGUGGUUGGUGUUUGUUGAUAAAGCUAUUCAAAAAUCUUGUGUUGGUAUUGGUGGACCUGAGAAUUAUCCUGGUAUGGAAAUAUUGAAUGGCACAUUUAAUAUUCAGAAAUAUGGUGGUGGUUUUGUAUAUAAGUUUGUGUUUUGUGUUGAUGGAUCUAAUACUUGUUCGGAUAUUGGGUGGUUUAAUAACGGUGAAGGUGGAGGACGUUUGAUUUUGACUAAUUAUCAGAUUUCUGCUUUUGUGUUUUUUGAGACUUGGGCUUAUCAAGAUGGAGGAGUUGUUAAGUCUCUUGCUUGA